UCUGGCUUAGUUUUAUGAUUAUGAGGGUCUGUGGGUCUAAUCAUGCCUUUGACGUGAUGUUGUAAGCCUUGGGGUGUACCUCACAAGGAAAAUACUGCACCGUGGGUGCUGAACGAUGAAACCAUGGGUUGUUCUAGCAGUGUUCAGCAAGGAGAUGAGGCCGAAAGAAGUCGAGAGCCAAGUGAUAAACUGUCUCAAUCUGCUUAUCGGGAACGCGGUGAGCAGCGCAACGGCAAAGCAAACGUGACGCCCAAACACAACAAUAAUAACAAUCGGCAUCAAGACUCUUUUAAAGAAGAAGAUGAAGGUUUUGAAGAAGAAUUCUCGGAUGGUGCCCUUGGAUUGACGACUGAGAAAGGGUACGAGGAAAUUUGCCAGUCUUUAUCGCCAAAUAAUCUUUUUGAAGACCCUGACUUUCCAGCAAAUGACUCUGCCCUGUAUCUUGACCCUAAACGGUAUCGUGAUUCAAAAAUAGAAUGGAUGCGACCACAGGAAAUACUAGGUGAUGGAAAUGAGGCUGAGCUUAUAACAAAUGGAGUCACAAGAGACGACAUCAAACAGGGCAUCCUCGGAGAUUGUUGGUUCCUUUCUUCAUGUGCUGCAGUUUCUCGAAGAGAUCAGCUGGUGACAAAAAUAAUACCAGCCAACCAAGUUCUAUCUGGGCCAAUGUACAAUGGUCUGAUUCGCUUCAACUUCUGGCGGUUUGGUGAAUGGGUCAUGGUGGUUAUAGAUGACCGUCUGCCUACUGUCAAGAAAAAACUCAUCUAUGGUCAAAGCAAAGAUCCCAAGGAGUUUUGGGUGGCGCUAAUGGAAAAAGCAUAUGCUAAACUCCAUGGAUCAUAUGAAGCAUUAGAAGGGGGAAUAACAAUGGAUGCUCUUGUUGAUUUGACGGGUGGACUGGCUGAAAGAUAUGAACUAACAGAGUAUGACCCAAGCCUUUAUAAGCUCAUACUUCGAGCACAUAAGUCAGGAGCAUUUAUUGCUUGUUCACGAAAGGGAGACUGGAGAUCCUCAACUAAAGCUGAUGCAAAUGGCCUUAUUCCCGGUCAUGCGUACACAGUUAUUGAUAUAACAAAGAUAAAACAUAAGAUGGGUGAAGAGAAGCUUCUGAGGGUGCGAAAUCCAUGGGGAGAUGAGACAGAGUGGAGAGGAUCUUGGAGUGACAAUGAUGUGAACUGGAAGUGGGUGGAUGAGGAAACAAAAGAAAAGAUUCAGCAAGAAUCGAAAGAUGAUGGAGAAUUCUGGAUGUCUUUCAAAGACUUCUAUCGUCAGUUUGGAGAAGUGACCAUCUGUCUCAUGGGGCCAGACUUCGAUGGAGAUGGAGUGUCAGAUCGUGUUGGUCACAUGGAAAUGAUCCAUGGAGAGUGGUCACUAGGUCAGAGUGCUGGUGGCUCACGGAACAAUUUGGUGAAAUUUGCCACAAAUGACCAGUAUUUACUCACCCUCACUGAGCCAGAUGAUUUCAACCAAGAAACCGAUGAUGCUGAAAGUGAAGGAAAAAGCACCAUUGUAAUUUCACUAAUGCAAGAGCACAGGCGAUCACGACGCAAUGUUAAAGUGAAGAGUUACCAGAUUGGCUUCUUCAUUUACAAGACGGAAGAUACAAACAAUAAGCUCUCUCUACGCCAUUUUCGUUACAACCCUGAUGUUGCCAGAACCAACUGCUUUGUGAAUUUCCGUGAAGUCAGUGGCCGUUUUGAGUUGGACCCUGGCCACUAUGUGAUCAUUCCUUCCACCUUCUUGGAGGAUUGUCCUGCUCAUUACAUGCUCAGGGUGUUUGGAGAGAAAAAGUUUUCUUUGAAAGGGCCACUGUUACCAACCCAUGAAUAGGUUAAUUUUCCUUGGAGAUGAGGAAAAUCUGCUCAACUGAAAGGAGUUUAUGCUCCUAACAGACUCCAACGCAAUGUGUCAGGGAAGGAUUGAUGGCAAUUUGGGAUAAACUGGCCUGCUAAAGGUGUUCUUGUUAAGUCAUGCAAGCUGUGCAUUUGAGGAAUGGUGACUAUAUGUCUUUGGUGUUUAAAAAAAACAAAAAAACUUUUUACAUGAUAUUCAGAUGUCACUUAUUCCAUGGGAUCCAUACAAUCAACAUUUAUCUCAUCAUUUAAACUGGCAUUGUGUACACAUCAGUAUAGUGAAAACUGUUUGCUGUAACUACCUAUAUUUUUUUCUUUAUUUUUUUAGGCCUGGUUUCUUUGCCUGUGUGGCUUCCUUGCACACAUGUUGUUGUUUUUUUAAAGAGCAAAAUCUUUACUUUUUGUAAUUCAGUUUUGGUUUAUUAGCUUAUGGCCAUUGUGUUACGUGCUUUUUUAUUUCCAGGACAGAAAUUAGAUAUUUUUAGAGCACAGCAGCAGCAAAUUCUUAUUCUUUGAAAAAGUGUUUUAUAACAUUUGUAUUCAUGAUUAUGUGAUCGAUUCCUGUUUUCAAGAAUGACUUGAUUAUGUUUUGAAAUUCAGCUGUGGUCCUAUUUCCAUCUAUAGCUGACAAUCAUGUAACAAAGAAUUUUAAUACAGAUCUGACUGCACCAUUAUUAGGUUUCUUUCUCACUGUACUCACCGGGACCCAUCCACCCAUCCGUAUUUUUACUCUUUUACAUCUUGCCUCUUUGAUAUUUCUCCUCUAUAAUCCCUGUGACUGAUUUGAUCCAAGUGCCUCUUCAAUUGAUAAUCACAGAUGAUGUGGAGUAAUGGUAUAAUGACACAAAAUUGAACUUGUUCACAUAUUUUCAUUACAUACUUUUAAUGUUGUGAGAUCUCAUUUAAAUUGAGUAAGUAUUCUCAUCUCAUUGUUGUGAUUUAUUACUUUUUACUUUGAUAACUGUUGUACUGUUUGUUGUAUACACAGCAUUGUGAUAAUGUCUUCUCAGCUUUUGUGAACCUCAAUAUUUUUAUAUUACAAAUUUGUAUUCUCAGCAUUAUAAUUAUUGUCCAAUUCUGUUUUGUAUUUACAGAAUUUCUCUUCUCUUGUAAAGUUUUCUGUCUUCUUUUUGAUAAUUCAUUAAUAAGCACAGUAAUUCAGGUUUAGUCACAUGUGUACUUUGACACACUUAUGCAUACAUGCACGCAUGCAUGUACACAUGCGCACAAACACACAUAUACAUACACACACACACACACACACACACAUUCACACACACACACACACACACAUGCACACACUCACAAAGACACCUACGCACACACACAAGCAAUUGCAUUUACUCUCAAAUACAAACAUUAAUGAACCUGCAAACACACUCACUCACAUUUCUUAAAAGUUUGUUGCUACAAUAAUGUACUUUUUAGCGAUUUGCAUCUCUAAAUUAUCAAAAUAUAUUUUCCAAAAAGUAAGUACAAAUUGAAAUUGUAGUCAUUAAUUUGUUCUCACAACUGUUCAACAAUUUUGGUAGCUCAAUGGUUUGGUUACUGCACUCUUUUGCUUUGUUUUGAAAGACAAUUCAUUCAUUUUCAUGAUUCUACCCAGUUGUGACUGUGAACUAGAUUAGACAGUGGAGUCUGUUCAAAUGGAACAUGUUAAUCCGAAAACAGCGGUAAACCAAAAGACAAUACAAUCCCCUAUUUUUUCCUUCUGUUUGAGCAACCUCUCUUAACAAAAACGUGGGUAAACAGGAAAAUCGGGUGGUCUUGCAGAUUUUGGUUUAAGCUCUGGUUCAUCAGUUCUGUUUCAUGCUGUGAAGAAUAAAAAUAACUCCAGCUUUACAGGCUUCAUAAACCUAUUGAUGUUCAGGACGGACUUUGAUGCUCCCGCACUUUUAAAGGGAACAGUCUUUUAAUCAUGAAUAAAAAUAUUUUGAUACAUUUCCUUCAACAUAAAGCACUCAUGUCUAUUUAAACUCCACAAUGAUAUUCAACUGAGACUGUGAUUUCAUCGAUAUUAUAUAGAACAAAUGGUAUUUUUUUGUGCUUUAAACUCUAAAUUAUUUGUUAUCAAAUCAAAUGAAAGCAGGUUGUAUUCCUGCCUUGCGUUGUGGCUUGUAGUAUACCUCAUAUGCUUGUUUUCUUUUUGUAAAGAGAUUUGCUAAACAUGUACCCAGUAUGUGUAUAUUGUUGUAAUUAGUUAAAUAUUAAAGAUGUGCACAUUUUGCACAAACAUUUUUGCACACAAGUGUAAAUUAUUUACCAAGCACUCAAUAAAGCUAGCCCUUCUUUUUCAAGAAGAACUUUGAAAUUAUAAACUGUCUCAUGUAAGACAAAAGGCAAAACUUUUUAUAGACAAUGUGACUAUCUCUGAAAUGUUACUGUUGUAUUAUAAGAAAGUCGACAGCAAAUUAGACCAUGUUAAACAUUUGUCCGCUUGUCUUACACUGUAGAACAGGAUGCUUUACGCCACUGCACAAUGUUUGUAAGUUAAGAUUCUCUUGCAAAGAUAAAUAUUGCAAUCCCUGUCGGAGUUUUAUCAAUGUCACAGUCAUACUUGUGGAAAAGACAAUGCGGAACUGAUGAAAGAUAUUAGAAAGAUAGGUUCUUCUAUGGAAAUGGCAAUCCUUAUUAUUUAUAGAAAUAAGAUACCCACAAAAAAGGAUAUUUGGCUGCAUAAUUUGUGACAAAUUUAUUAUUUGCCAUGACUAUAUAAGACAUUAUAUCAGAGAACCUUCAUUUCUUUCUUGUCGAGCAACAUUUCAAUAAGAAUUCUACAAUCAAAAUAUGUGAGUUAUGCCCUCCACAUUGCCUUAUAAUAUACAUGUGUUGUAUUCUUUUCAUCUCUGUACGAAUAUCUAAGCAUUACAUUCCCGCACAACAGAACUUUUGAUCUUUUCUCUCACUAUUGUGAUUCUUUGCAUGUUUCAAAGCUUUUUAUUCAUUAUAUCAUUUGAAUUGUCUGGAAAUGUAUAAUUUUGGUGUAUACUGCCAGUAAUAGUGCAGUUAUCUUUGAAUCUGUUUCUGUCUUUCCUUCUUCGAAUACUGGGUGAUAAUUGAAAAUAUAUAAUAUGUUUAACAUAGUCUUUUCAAAAUAUUCUAAAAGUGAUAACAUGUUAUUGGGUUUGUUUUUUCUAUUAUCAGUGUCCAUUGUGCUCCUUGAUGAUUACUGUAUUGAACAUCACAUCUCCAUUUUGAUUGUUCACUUUUGUGACAUCUUACCGAAAAUGAACUUUUAUGCAGAGGAAUAUAUAUAUAUUCACUUGUAUUUGAUAUUGAAGUUUACAGAUUUCUCAUUUUCUUUUGAGAUUUGUGUGUUAAUUAUUUUAAUAUUUUGUAUUUGGAUGUAAAACGUUUUAUCCUCAUCCAGUGGGUGAACACUUAAUUGGAAACAACAAAAAUAGUUUGUGAUUUGUUGUGACACCCAGGGACCCUGGGGGGGGGGGGGGUUUUAUCGCCUGUGAAUUUUUUAGUGAAUCCAGAUAUCUAAAUAUUUUCAAAGAAUAUUUUUACAAUGAAUCGUUUUUUAUGCUCUUAUAAAUCAAACUGGUGUAGUGUAAAAUGUUUAUAUAUGUUGGAUCUAAAUUGCUGGAAAUAUUUUGUUUAAUUUUUUACUAGAUAAGUGAGAUAUUAGGCUAAAUAUUCCAUGUCUCAGAAAUGUUGGUACAUUCGGCAAUUCAUCUGCUACAGUUCAGGAUUUUUUACACAAUUUGUCAGGUUUAUCAAUUUUGUUUCCAUUCAUUUCGUCUAUCUUUGACAAUUUGUUACUCAUUGGACUUCAGCAUUGCUCUUCAUACAACAAAAUGUUAAAGUUAAUAGCCUACAAAGAAAACAGACUUUACUGUAUCUAGAACCUCAUUUGAGUUCAUGUCAGGGUGCUGAUUCACUUGACAGUCUAUCACAAUACUUCUGUUCUAAUAGAUGAGUCUACCUCAAUACUUCUGUUCUAAUUGACAACAGUCUACCUCUACUACUAUACUUCUGUUCUAAUUGAUGAUAGUCUACCACAAUAUUUCUGUUCUAAUUGACGACAGUCAACCACAAUACUUCUGUUCUAAUUGACGACAGUCUACCACAAUACCUCUGUUGUAAUUGACGACAGUCUACCACAGUACUUAUGUUCUAAUUGACUUCUACCACCAGACCAGUCUGACAGCUGUUACACUGGACAGUCUACUGCAAUCCGCAAUAUGAAAGAUUUUCCCUGUGCGUUUAUACAGGCUUGGGGCUGUAAAUGGCAGUUUUUUAAAUGUUUGGUUCUAAAAAUGGGAAGGAGGGGGGGGGAUGGGCGGGAGGCUGUUAUAAUGUGGGGGUGAUGGUAUAAAAUUACCUUAUGCUAUCCUUACGGCAGAACUGAUUAUUGCUGUAGACCGCGGCCCGGGGGGGGGGGGGGGGGGGGGGGGCGGCUUAAGUACUUAAGUAGACCAUAUUAUCAUGGUACACCAUCAAGUGGACCAGCACCCAUGUCAGUCUCUCUAUUUCAUUGUACGCACAUUUUGGAGUUUUGAUUCCAUGCUCUAUGCUCAUGAAAAUUCGUAUAAUUUACUAGGAAGGGAAACCGAGUCUAUUUCAUGAAAGUAUAUCAUCAUCAUUAUUGUUGAUAUUGUUUUGAGAGCUGAUCUCUAUUCUAAGUCACUCUGUAUGCUUUUCAUUAGCCUUUUAUGUGGUCUUAUUGCUAUCUCUGAAUCAGUUUGUUUUGCUUCUUUUACUGAGAAAUCUCGAUCAGUCAAACCCACUUACACCCCCCCCCCCCCCCUUUCCCUCCCCCUUACAUCCCUAAAUUUGUUUACCGUCAGGUUUUACCGAAGCACAAAAAGACACGCCAAUAUAGACAUACUAUUUGCUCCUUUAAAUGAUCAUCCGCUGACUGCUUGAGUUGUACGGUCUUGACUCAACUAAUGUAAAUUUACCCAACAAAACCACCAGCGAACUGGCGGCCAGAGGUACACACAGUGCACAGCACCCACUUGGUUGCUGCACAGUAUUAAUCUCCUCCCUUUCUUCCACUUACAACUCUGCAAGUUAGAGUUUGUUGCCAGUUUGCUCCCUCUCCACCAAUUCCACCUCCCUGCCUAACCCAUCUUCCUAAUCUUGUCCUGCGCAUUUCAGGCAGCAUGCAUAAGUAGCUUCUGAUCUAGCAGUUAUUUUCCCUUUUAAUUUAACAGAGAUCAGCAUUAAAAUCCCUUUAUAUCACUAGCCCCACUCUUCUGCCAACUACGUGCUGGCUGCAAAGUUGAUGGUAUGAUGGGGUUUGACUGUAAAUAUAAAGGAAAUUUUGUGCCUUCAGGAAUUUAGAUCACCCCUUCUUUAGUAAAAUUUUGACAUUCAGUAAGUUUAAGUUUUAGAAUGUAAGAGUACAUUCUAGCAAUUCAAGAAUCUCAUGGCAAGAAAGAGCACAGAAACUUAAAUUGUACGUUGGUAUUUUUGUCUGUUGUGCUGUAUAGAUUAUAUCUUUUAUACUAAUAAAAAGAAAUUGAUCCCCUCAAUGAACUUGUAUUGGAAAUUAUAGAUGUGAAUUUUGCCACCAUAUACUACAACAUAUAAAAAUGCUUUUCAUACAGAGUUUCCAGCACACUAAUUCUUUCUUAUGUGAUAACAGUCCAUUAAUAGAGAUCAAGUAGCAACUUAUCUUUUUUCAAAGUUUGUGUGUUUCAUUUAUUCUGAUAUACAGUUUGGCAGGACCUAUCUUUUCCUUGUACACUGUACUUUUCCAAUGAUUUAUUUCAAUUUCUUUUUAAUUUUUAUGUUUCCAGAAAGUCUAUAAUCUAUUAUUAUUUUCACUGAUGCAAGUUCAAUUUUUUAUCAAAUCUAUAAAGUAUUUUGUUUAUAAAAGAAAAUGUCUUGUCAACCAGAGAAAAAAAGUACAACAACAUGUAUUUUCUUAAAAAUUUGUUCUGUAGCAGUUUUUUAUCUGAAUAAACUUUUUAUUCUUUCUCAGA
Messenger RNA from Aplysia californica (California sea hare), 7792 nucleotides. RefSeq names its product calpain-A. Gene Ontology annotation, biological process: proteolysis. NCBI's taxonomy places the organism in Eukaryota, Metazoa, Mollusca, Gastropoda, Aplysiida, Aplysiidae. The transcript has 12 exons. The record is from RefSeq and is a predicted model, not a curated record. Gene Ontology annotation, molecular function: calcium-dependent cysteine-type endopeptidase activity. The coding region runs from base 124 to 1830 and encodes 568 amino acids. Gene Ontology annotation, cellular component: cytoplasm.